CUUCCCAAUGAGGUGAUAACAUGCCUCCAAAAUGCACGCUUUCUCCAUCUCGCGACAUGUUCGAACAAUGUUCCCCACAUCUCUUUGAUGAACUAUACCUAUCUUCCCAGCACACCCUAUGCCGCUACGCCAAUAAUUAUUAUGACAACACCCUCGUCAUCACGCAAGACUCAAAACCUGGAAGCAAAUUCUCUCGUCUCUCUCCUCGUACAUGACUGGGUAUCUCAUCGACCACCGACCCUCAACCAACCAGGCCGUUCGCCUUCACCAAUCCGUUCGGGACCGCGCUCUGGCUCGCUCGCUGAGCUUCUUCUCGGCAUGAACACAGCUUCUCUCAGCAGGAUCAGUACCACUAUCAAUGGCAUUGCUGAGCUCGUUUCUUUCGGCUCAGAGGAGGAGCGUUGGUACAAGGAACAACACCUGGCAAACAACACGUUUGGCUCCACAGGAGAGGAUAGCUUCUCAAGCUCACCACUUGAGCAAGGUUUGUGGGCUGGCGGUGGCUUGGAUACUGAGGCAGAUGGUGGCGAAAGUACUAUGGGGGGCGAUAGAGGUUCGAAUUGUUACAUGGAAGGGGAUGGAGUCAGGGUUGUCGUAGUCAGGAUUCGAGAUGGACGCAUUGCGGAUUGGAGAGGCCAGGUGAGGGACUGGACGAUGACUGCUAGCCUUGCAGCGGCUGGUUCCACAAAUGGUUCCCAGGUCACCUAAAUCCAAACGAGAUUUCUUUGUCCUAUUGAGCGACAUACUACAAAGUCUGUUGCAUUCAGGAUUGUAGUUUUUGAACUCAAAUCCUGAAUACAUGCUACUAUUUGCGCUCGGUAGGGUGCCGUGGUGGGUUAUGAACUCGAGUCGACUUGGUCGUGAUUAACCUGUUAGGCGAUUCAAACGCUGCUCUUGAAAGACACCUUGCAAGAUAUUGAGCUGAACAUAACUAUACUACGAUUUAGGAAUGGUGAGGUUCAGCGAUUUAAAAUGAGCAUGACCUGACAAUCAUCUCAUCUAGCCUAUAUUUAUG
Molecule: messenger RNA, 1015 nt
Organism: Dothidotthia symphoricarpi CBS 119687
Lineage: Eukaryota; Fungi; Ascomycota; Dothideomycetes; Pleosporales; Dothidotthiaceae
Exons: 2
Coding region: 88-708 (206 amino acids)
Cellular component (GO): nucleus; cytoplasm
Source: RefSeq, a predicted model, not a curated record